This is a messenger RNA of Nothobranchius furzeri (turquoise killifish), 1392 nucleotides long. It is a transcript of the gene mrps9, whose product is annotated as mitochondrial ribosomal protein S9. The record is from RefSeq and is a predicted model, not a curated record. Gene Ontology annotation, cellular component: mitochondrial small ribosomal subunit; ribosome. NCBI's taxonomy places the organism in Eukaryota, Metazoa, Chordata, Actinopteri, Cyprinodontiformes, Nothobranchiidae. Gene Ontology annotation, biological process: translation. Gene Ontology annotation, molecular function: RNA binding; structural constituent of ribosome.
UUGGCACAACGGCUUGCCGUACUGACGUAUGACAACUUUCACAUUCUGGUAAAAAUGGCGUCGUCCUGCGUGCGAGUUGUUGGAUCGAUUUUAGGAAAAUGUGCAAACUGUAGCGCGAUUAUAAGCCCAGUCACAUUGCAGUUAUUUCGACAGGUCUGCAUGAGCUCUGCGCUCCACAGGAAGAACCUAGCGGCAGCGGGACCUGAGCAGUUCACAGCGGAGUUCGUCAAAAAGCAGAUAGAUGAGUUCGAAGUGGGGAAGCGGCACUUGGCCAAUAUGAUGGGAGAAGAUCCUGAGAACUUCUCCCAGGAAGACAUAGACAGGAGCAUUGCUUACCUCUUCCCCUCCGGCCUGUUUGAGAAGAAGGCUCGGCCGCUCAUGAAGCAUCCUGAUGAAAUCUUCCCGAAGCAGAGAGCUGUGCAGUGGGGAGCAGAUGGGAGACCUUUCCACUUCCUGUUUUACACUGGAAAGCAGUCCUACUACUUCCUCAUGCAUGAGCUGUACGGUAAAUUGCUGAACGUAGAAAAGCACCAAGAUCGCCUGAGAGCCAAGGGGCUCUUCUCCAGUGACGCCAAUUCGAUGUCUCUAGGAAUGAGCAGGUGGUUCACCAAGGAGGAGCUGGAAGUGUCCUUAGUGGAGACCAUCUCCACUCAUGAUUAUACUCAUUUUGUUCAGCUGAUGGAGCGCCUGCUGUCCAUGCCCUACUGCAGUCUGGAGCAGCAGUUCAUCCUGCAGUACCGCCGGCAGCUGGAGGCUCAGUCCAUGCAUCAGAUUGUGCAGCCUCUGCAGCAGGACGAGAAGGGCGUGGCCUACAGCUCUGCAGAAGGCCUGAGGAAGACGUCCAGAUCGUCGGUUGUUCUGCGCGACUGCGGCUCAGGACGAGUCACCGUCAACGGCCAGGACUGCCACCACUACUUCUCCGUGCUCCAGGACAGAGAGCAGCUGAUGUUCCCGCUCCAGUUCAUGGGCGUGCUGGGCCGCUUUGACCUCAAGUGCACCGUGAGCGGCGGCGGCAGGUCGAGCCAGGCGGGGGCGCUGCGGCUCGCCAUCUCUCGAGCGCUGCUGAGCUUCCUGUCUGAGAAAGAAGGAGAGGCCAUGAGACAAGCUGGUUUGUUAACGCCCGACCCCCGAGUGAGGGAAAGGAAGAAGCCGGGUCAGGAGGGAGCACGACGCAAGUAUACCUGGAAGAAACGCUGAAGAUAAAGGUCUCAUCUGGCCUAACGAGGGCACUGUUGGAGCCAGAGGAGCUUCUUGUUCUUGUGUGCAUUUUCAACACGCUGGAAGAAUCAGGAGCUGCAGUGACCUUCAUCAGCCACCAGAUGGAGAUGUGGUGAAAACCAUAAAGAGACUGUACUAUGUUUGUGUAAAUUAAUAAAGUUAAGCUUUUCAUUA